Molecule: messenger RNA, 2305 nt
Organism: Phalacrocorax carbo (great cormorant)
Lineage: Eukaryota; Metazoa; Chordata; Aves; Suliformes; Phalacrocoracidae
Source: RefSeq, a predicted model, not a curated record
GCCCCACUCCCAGCGCCGGCAGGGGGCGCGCGCAGGCCCGGCUGUGGCGGCGGGCGAGGGGCGGCGGCGGCCAUGGCGGCCAUGGCGGCCGGUAGCGCCGAGGUAGAAACCGUGAGCAGCGGCGGCUACGACGGCAAGUGCGUGUUCUGCAGGAUCGCCCGCCGGGAGGAGCCGGGCACGGCGCUGCUCCCCUGCGAGUAUGAAGACCUUGUUUGCUUUAGAGAUAUCAGACCUGGUGCCCCCCACCACUACCUUGUGGUGCCGGUGGAGCACAUGGGAAACUGCAAAACACUGAAGACAGAACACAUAUCUAUAGUGAAGAGAAUGAUGGAAGUUGGAAAAGCUGUGCUCCAGAGAAAUAAUUUCAGUGACUUGAAUGAUAUAAGAAUGGGUUUUCACUGGCCUCCAUUCUGCUCAAUAUCCCACUUGCAUCUUCAUGUCCUGGCCCCAGCCAGUCAGCUAGGAUUCUUAUCCAGACUCAUUUACAGAGUCAACUCCUACUGGUUUAUCACGGCUGAACAACUGAUUGAGCGGCUGCAAACUGAAAAUGCUGCCAGUUGAAAGCACUCUUAGCCUUUUGUCGCUAGCCGGUUUGUUCUUUGACUUUCAGCUCUGAUUUAAGGUUGCACAGUUUGAUGUUGCCAAUCAUAUACCAGGAUAAAAAAAAAUCUUUAGUUCCUUAUGAGGAAACACACACAGAUUUUGUAGCUGCCGACCUAAUUCUCCUGUUUGGAUACUUGAGUCUGUAAACUUCUCUGACAAUAAGGCGAUUAAUUAUAAUUUUAUAUUUGUAUAUGUAUAUACGUACAUAAUAUAUACUCAUGUGUGCAGAGAACUUUUCCUAUAUUCUGCUGCUAUAGCAGCAGAAUGUAUUGCAACUAAGGCAACAAGUUACUACUAACAGCAUGUAUGUGGUACCAAAGGGAAUAUUUGUUACAAAAUCAAGCUUUUAUUUUAAAGAUGCAUUGUUCUGGGAUUGCAAGUAAUAUUUAAAACACUUAAGUUUCCAUCUCUAUUUUUAUGAUAACGUUACCUAUGCCUAGUUAUUAGUAGGUACAUUGCCAAAAGUGCACUACUAACUUUCUGGUGCUAAACCACUUUAAUAUAUUACCUGUUUUAUUUGCAUGGCAUUGACAUAGUAAAUGUUAACACAAUAGGUGCCCAAGAUGUGAUAAUGCUAUAUAACAUAGAAUAUAGUUUAAAUGCACAUAUAAGUGGUUGUAUGUUGGAUUGUUUCCCUUUUAUGUGUACAAUAUUUUAAAUUAGUGAUUGUAUGUUUACAAAAAAAUGUGAAGAGUUCAGAGGAAUUGAUUUCAUAUACCGCUCUUCUGCAUGAUGGUAGGAAAAAAUCCAAAUUUUUAGGUGGUUCUGAUAUUCUUCUCACUGGCAGUCCCUUGGAGAUUACUAAUGCCUUGGCUAAAUUCGAUUUCUAAAUGAAGUAAUAAGAUAAAUGGACCUUUAGUGCAGUGAGUAUGUGGCAGGCUGGCAUAAUAGCAAUCUGAUUUGAAUUUGGGAUAGCAGUGGCUCAGCCCAAAGUUAGAACACGUUGGGCUGCUUAAGCAACCUGCUGAACACUUGCCUUUGCUGUACGACUCUAAUCAGUAAUGCUCACGCUCUGUUCUUCAGCACCAUAUUAAGGCAGGCUGUUUGGAAAGUUAAAACUCCAGAAAACACAGAGUGGAUUUUCUUCAUUCACAGAGCACGUCUCUUGGUGCCGAACUAAUCAAGUGACCUUGGCUGAUGCAUUUAGAUGCAGCUGAGGUGGUGAUGGUCAGUUCCACCUGCAAGCUUCCCUGAAUGUAAUCUUCUCAAUGUUCUCCACUCAUCCAGCACCUGCUGCCUUAGUGGUACAAUGUAUUGUAAUAUUCUUACUGUAAACUAUACGGGAUACUUCAUAAAGUUUACACCCUUCUGAAGAACAACGUUUACAGCUGGUUUCUGUAAGACCUCACUCCUGACAUCUUGUUCUGCUUACUAGUGGGCACUUGUGUCAUUUGCAGCCCUUUAGGGUUUUAAUUUAUAAGGUUAGGUGGAAAUUUGUAAGAUUUAAUUUGUAAGAUGAGGUAGGAAGAGUGUGAAUUAAAGCCACUGAACUUUGAUUACUUCUGUGCAAUAGAUCAGGAGGUUUGAGCUGGCUCCUACCUUUGUGAAAUAUCUGAACAUUAAGGUCUUUCAAGAGUUAAUGCUGUGUAUGUGUUCCGAUUUGUAAUUAAUUUAUGUAACUGUACUUAACUGUGACAUGUAAUAUUUAAAGUAUGAACAUGAACUGUUGUCAGAAAGCAUUAAUAAACAGAGUAAAUGCUAA